AGAGUUGGUGGCCCUUGCUGAUCUAGAGACAUGUGGAUGAGUACACUUUCACGUUUCGCCCUGCCUGCCCUGCGGAGGAGCACCUCUGCCGUGGUGGGCCGAGCUCUGAGGGCUUGCCGUAGACCAGGACAGGCUGCAGGUCCACUACCCUCUUCUCUGACAUCGGUGCAGCUUCGUGGGCAGCACACGCUGGGGUCAGCUUCCGUCUCUGUGGCUUGCCACUCAGUGAGGCACGUCCGGGCUCUGGAUGAGGACCGGCUGAUGGAGGUGGAGUGGGAGGAUGGAGGACACAGUCUGUACCCGUUCACCUGGCUGAGGGACAACUGCCAGUGUCCACUGUGUACCCUGGAGUCGGCUCAGGCCCGGAAGCUACUGAUGUCCGAUCUUGAUAUCCACACAGGAGUCGAUGUUGUGGAGGUCACCAAUGACAACAAGGUGUCCAUUGUGUGGCCCGACCAGCACUCCAGUGUGUUUGACGCAGAGUGGCUGAAGAAGCGCUGUUUCUCUCCUGCUGCCAGACAAGCAAUGCAAGAAGAGCUUUUCCUCAAUGAGCAUUAUUAUUGGGACUCCAAGCUACGCAUUCCCACAGCGGACUACCAGGAAGUCCUCCACGACGAUAAGGCCGCGCUGGCCUGGCUCUCGGCCUUGCGCCGCAUUGGCAUCGUCUACCUGAAGGGGGCUCCGGCAGAGCAAGGCCAAGUGGCGAGACUCGCUGAGAGGAUUGGCUAUCUCAGGCUGACAUUCUACGGGCACACAUGGCAGGUCCAGGACAAAUACAUGGCAAACAAUGUAGCCUACACAUCAGGAAAGCUGAGUCUCCAUACAGACUACCCUGCUUUACACUUUGCACCUGGAGUGCAGUUUCUGCACUGCAUCAACCAGGCUGUGGAAGGAGGGGAGAGCGAGGUGGUGGACGGCUUCCACAUGGCCGAGCAACUGCAGAGAGAAGACCCAGAGGCCUUCUGGACACUCACCUCGCUCCCCGUGGACUUCACCGACACGGGGACGGACUACUGCGACUUCAUGCUGCAGUCCAAGAAAUGCAUCAUCGACGUUGACACCGAGGGCCGAGUUGUGAGAAUAAACUACAACAACGCCACCAGAGAGUCGGUGCUAGACCUCCCCUUACAUCAGGUCCAGCCCUUCUACAGAGCCCUGAAGGCAUAUGUGGAUAUCAUGAACCGACCAGAGAACGUGGUCACCUACAGAAUGGAGCCAGGUGACAUAGUGACCUUCGAUAACUGGCGUCUGCUGCACGGGCGGAGGAGCUACAUUAGCAGGCCAGACAGGUUGCGACACCUGGAGGGAGCCUACCUGGACUGGGACGAGGUCAUGUCUCGCCUCCGGAUACUCCGCAACUCGGUCCACAAUGACGCAUGAGCUCUGGGAACUGCCACAUUUAAAUAGGUAGCUUUACAGCCUGUGCAAUGUCGGACAGUUAAAUAAACUACGAGUUAAGCUAAAUGUUGCUCUGAAGACAGACAGACUGAAGAAAUUGCAAAGACAUUGAAGGAAUCAGGUCAAGAGCUAAAUCUCUGACUCUGAAGUAAUCGGGCAUCAAAUCAUGAAAUGAAACAAUUUGAUGAAAUACACAAUGAUCGAAUUAGGAUGCUUUAAAUAAUGACAGAAACAUUUCACAUGUGCAACGCUUGAAUGCAAAAAGUAGGAAAAAAACCUUUAAGGUGCUCAUGAUGACUAGCAUCAAAAAUGUUUCUAACUUAAAUUGAAGAGGUUUUAUACAUUGUCCUGAGUACUCCACAUUAUGAUAUUGUGUAAUUUAUAAGUUUUCUAAAAUAAGUUAAUAAGUUACCAUUCCCACCUCUCUGGUUUUAAUAUUUGACUCAAGACAUUCUAAAUGUUGAUGAAAUCACUAACUAUAUUUACUGGCAUUUUGUUUGACGAUAAAUCACAAGUCUGCAAUGUGUUUUUAUUGCACACUAUAGUAAACAGAGUCUCUAUUACUGUAAACAGGAAUUAAUGAAGAAGGGAGUGACUUCAGACUCAGCCCAAAAUGCAAAAUUUCUUCCAUUACUGAGAUUUUUUUGUCUUCUUACUGCCUGCUACAGUAUCUUUCUACCUCUGUCUAAUCCUGUGCCUACACAAAGAAAGUGAGGUCCUUGACUUUCCCUUCAUUCUGUAGAACCGCAGUCUGAAUUCAAAACGCCUCAAGCUACAGUACAGUAGCCGUGCCAGAAACGCAGUAUGAAAUAACUUUAAACUUACAACUGACAAGAUGUGUACUUAACCCUGGUGUCGUCUGGCCAAACGGCUUUCCCUUUAUCUGCCGAGGUUUUUGCCGUGCAUUUCCAAAUGUUGUGCUUCCAAAUGUUUUCAGACAAACUGGAGGAUUAGGCAUUUUGUUUUCUUCUUCUUAAGAUAAACCAUGUAAAAACACGUGUUUAUUAUUAGAAACAUGUCGUCGCAAAGCGGAAAACUGGCCUGUUUAUGUUGGCUACUAAAGAGUUGACAUUUUGGAGAUGCAUGAAUGAAUGCAAUGGCUGUAUGCUUUUACUAGUGCCUGUUUGAUGUGCACAAAGGAUCACAUCAACAGCAGCUUGUAUUUCCUGAAAUAUUAUCUGAAUAAUCCACAGGUUUUUAUUUUUUUUAACCAGAAAACUAUUUACAGGAGUUCUGUGGAUUAUCCAGAUUAACGGGAACUAUUUCUACAGAGAUACAGUUCUGUUGUGUCUUCUCAAGUGUCAUUUUUAAUAUUUUGCAGCGUACAUUAAAUUCUCCCCAUCGUACUAGGAUGUGGGCAGGUUUCAGAGAAAGGUAUCUUGGGCAUUUAAGAUCCAAUCCCCAUGUUUACCAGGGUUAAAUGAUAAAAUACUUUCUGUAAUAAAUAAACUGAAACUGUGUUUAUCUUUUUUUUAAAAGCACAAUGUGCUCAGUUUUCAAUAUGGAGUUUGUGAUGGCUUUAUUCUCUGUAGCUGCUAGAGAUUGGACAUUGUGAGUCCUGCUCACUGAUGUUAGUGAAACUUUCAAAUCUUUUCCUGUAGCCAAAGAGCCCAGAGACAAUCCAGAGACCGCCUUGUUUUUUGUAUUUUUAUGUAACCUAAAGACAAUAUGGAUGUACUCCCCAUAGCAAAACCAGGCAGGUAAAUCCUGAUGAGGCAUUCGCUUACCUGUGAUGGAUACGACUGAUGUUUCAUCCUCUGUGGCUGCUUAAACCUUUGCUUGCAGGUCGACUUAAUAAUAAUAAUAAUGUACCUUUCUCCUCCUUCCUUCAGUCUUAAUACUUUUGAUGGUUGUGCUGCUGUUCAAUAUGGAUUCAAAUAUUCAGCAAACUUGCAUUUUGUAAAAACGCAAAAAGUUUGAAUAGUCACACCAUUUGAUAAAAUAAAUCUUCAAAGCUCCAAAAA
This is a messenger RNA of Morone saxatilis (striped sea-bass), 3362 nucleotides long. RefSeq names its product butyrobetaine (gamma), 2-oxoglutarate dioxygenase (gamma-butyrobetaine hydroxylase) 1 (gene bbox1). NCBI's taxonomy places the organism in Eukaryota, Metazoa, Chordata, Actinopteri, Moronidae. Gene Ontology annotation, cellular component: mitochondrion. The transcript is spliced from 7 exons. The coding region runs from base 31 to 1380 and encodes 449 amino acids. Gene Ontology annotation, biological process: carnitine biosynthetic process. Gene Ontology annotation, molecular function: gamma-butyrobetaine dioxygenase activity; iron ion binding. The record is from RefSeq and is a predicted model, not a curated record.